AUGAAUUUCAAAUCCCUUUCUGCUGACGAAGCUGCCACGUUGGAAAUACCAAUCCUUGAAGAUGAAGUGUUAUCGGACCUCAAGAUUCUUGGUCAGAAUAGGGCCCUUGGUCCUGACGGAUUUCAAGUCGGGAUAAUCCUGAAAUGUUGGUACUUCAUGAAGACAAAUAUUAUGAAAGUGGUGAAAGACUUCGAGAAUUCAGGAAAAAUUGAUUGGCGUUUAAAAUCAACCUUCUUAGCUUUAAUCCCAAAGAAGCAGGUGGUUGAGGAGAUCAGGGAUUUGAGGUCCAUCAGCUUAACCAUCACCAUCUACAAAGCCAUUUCCAAAAUUUUAGCUGAAAGACUCAAGGUAAUGCUCCCUAAACUUGUGUCUAGUCAGCAGUCUGCUUUCGUUAAGGGUAGACAAAUAUUGGACAGUAUUUUGGUUGCAAAUGAAUGUUUAGACUCUAGAUUAAAACUUGGUACCCCGGGGUUGGUGUGUAAAAUUGAUCUCGAGAAGGCCUUUGAUAAUGUUAAAUGGUUUUUCCUUAUGGAGAUUUUACAAAAAAUGGGUUUUGGUAAUGUUUGGCUGUUGACAAUGAUGUUCCAUAAAGCUGAAAUGGAUGGUUUGCUAGGGUUUUUUUUAUCUUCUUCUUCUAAUAGUGUUGUCAAAGUCAGUCAUCUUCUAUUCGCUGACGAUAUGUUAGUUAUUUUAGAUGAUAAUGUUGAGCAAGACAUUGAAGGUAAGACUGAAAUUAUGGGAUGUUCGUGUGACUGUUUUCCAACUCAGUAUCUUGGCAUGCCUUUGGGAGACAAAUCAAAUUCUACUUCUAAAUGGGAUAGGAUUGUGGAAAUAUGUAAGGCAAGAUUGGCUUCAUGGAAGCGUAAAACUCUUUCACGAGAUGGUAAGCUUUCUCUAAUAAAAAGUGUUCUACAAAGCAUUCCUAUUUACUAUUUCUCUCUUUUCAUGGCUCCUUUUAAAGUGAUAAAAUCUAUUGAAAAGAAGUGGUGGUGGAGGCUUGGAAAUGAACCAGAAGCUCUCUGGUCACGGGUUGUUACGGACAAGCAUGGAAUUUCUUAUCUAGGUUGGAGAACGCAUCAACUUAAGGAGAAGUAUGGAGUCAGUCUUUGGAGAAACAUUUUCUCAACUGCAGAAGAAAUUUUUAAACAUUGUCAAUUCAAGAUAGGUAAGGGGGAUAGGAUUAGACUUUGGGAAGAUAAGUGGAGUAUUCAGGGCUCCCUUUCUUCCCUUUUUCCGAGUCUCUAUAGCUUAUCUAGUUCCAAAAAUAUCUCUAUUAUGGAUGCUUUUCAAAAUGAUGUUGAUGGUUUUAAAUGGAAUUUGGGUCUUAAUCACAGAAGACGUUUGUAUGAUACAGAAAUUGCGGAACUUUGUAUCGUUAUACCUCUGUUAGAUUCCAUUGUGCUCAUUCCUGACAUGGAUGACCAGUUUAUUUGGCUCGGCGACAAGAAGGGCACAUUUUCAGUUAAAACGGCUUAUAUCAACUACUCUCAAGGUAUUGAUCCUAUCAUUCCUUUUCCUAGUUAUAAGGUGUGGUCUAGAGCAUGGCCACGUCGUGUUGGUUUCUUUCUCUGGAAAGUUUGUUUGAAUAGGUUGCCAACCUUAAGCAACCUGCACCACAGAAAUAGUGCUUUAGAUUCACCAAAUUUGUGUUAUCUGUGUGGUCUGACUGAAGAAACUGAAGACCAUCUCCUUCUGCAAUGUACUUCGGCUAUUAGUGUUUGGAACUACUUCAUGAACUUUGUUGGAGGUGGCAGUCCUAUACUUCAUACUGUCAAGGAGGUUAUCGUGGGAUGGAAGAAUCCUCCUCUAUCUGCCCAAGGAAAACAACUGUGGAAAAGACUUCCGACAGCCAUCCCUUGGGGAUUAUGGAAAGCUCGUAACGACAUUGCCUUCUCCGGAAAGACGUUCAAGCUGCAAGGUGUCAUUAGAGAUAUAAAAAUAGAUGCCUUCAAUAUAGAGGCCUGGAUUGCUUUAAGGGCAUCAAUACAACGAGUGUAA
Messenger RNA from Papaver somniferum (opium poppy), 1998 nucleotides. RefSeq lists its product as uncharacterized. The record is from RefSeq and is a predicted model, not a curated record. The transcript is spliced from 4 exons. The coding region runs from base 1 to 1998 and encodes 665 amino acids. Lineage: Eukaryota; Viridiplantae; Streptophyta; Magnoliopsida; Ranunculales; Papaveraceae.